Epinephelus moara (kelp grouper) is the source of this 3444-nucleotide messenger RNA. RefSeq names its product MAPK activated protein kinase 2a (gene mapkapk2a). NCBI's taxonomy places the organism in Eukaryota, Metazoa, Chordata, Actinopteri, Perciformes, Serranidae. The transcript has 10 exons. Gene Ontology annotation, biological process: toll-like receptor signaling pathway; intracellular signal transduction; protein autophosphorylation. Gene Ontology annotation, molecular function: calcium/calmodulin-dependent protein kinase activity; calmodulin binding; ATP binding. Bases 526 to 1692 code for a protein of 388 amino acids. The record is from RefSeq and is a predicted model, not a curated record. Gene Ontology annotation, cellular component: nucleus; cytoplasm.
GCUGGGUGUCUGUCCGUCGGAAAGUGAAGUGUGUUUGGCGUGCUGCUGGUGUCGGAGUUUUAUCCCCGGUUGUCUGUCUUUUUGUUCAGUGUUAUUCUCGUUUUUUAACUCCACUCGUCAGCUUUUACGGUACUAACUUAGAAACCCAGUCCUGUAGCCGAUUUAUGGGACGUUUUACAAAAGUUCCUUAAGUGCUCUUUGAGGAACCGGUGGACGGCGGAACCCACCGGAGAUGGAUAAGCUAACCGAUAGCUGAGUUGUUAGCCGAGAAUCACAGGUCAAGAAUAGGAUCAAGCUAGCAUGCUAACAGCUAGCUAAUUUAGCAGUCUAACGGCUAACCGAGUGACUUUGUUAACCUGUAACGUCGGGGCUGCUGCCGGUUAUUUCUCGGGCCUGGCCGCUACACCGCGAACAGUUUGUCAGAGGCCAGCUAACCCAGGAAGAAGACUUGGUCUGUAUUUCAAGGAAAAAGACAGAAGUGUUGUUGAGAGGUGGCGGUUGCUCGUCUCAGCCCAAACCAAGAGCAUGCUGUCCAACGCACAGAACCAGCCACUGUUUCCCAACCCGACGGGGCAGAGGAACCCGGGCGGGCUGAACACUACGGGCCAGUUCCCCCCCUUCCACGCCAGACCCUCCUUACAGAUCAAGAAGAAUGCCAUCACGGAUGACUACAAGGUAACCAGCCAGGUGCUGGGGCUGGGCAUCAAUGGCAAGGUGCUCGAAAUUUUCCAGAAGAAGACUGCAGACAAGUAUGCGUUAAAGAUACUGCAGGAUUGUUCCAAGGCCCGUAGAGAAGUGGAGCUCCACUGGAGGGCGUCACCUUGUGCCAACAUUGUGCGCAUUAUUGAUGUGUAUGAGAACCUCUAUCAGAGCAGGAAGUGUCUGCUUAUUGUCAUGGAGUGCAUGGACGGUGGUGAGCUUUUUAGUCGAAUCCAGGACAGAGGAGACCAGGCCUUUACAGAGAGAGAGGCGUCUGACAUCAUGAAGAGCAUAGGAGAGGCCAUUCAGUUCCUGCAUGCAAUCAACAUUGCACACAGAGACGUCAAGCCAGAGAAUUUACUGUAUUCCUCGAAGAGGCCCAAUGCCUUGCUCAAACUUACAGACUUUGGCUUUGCCAAGGAGACCACUUCACACAACUCUUUAGCUACUCCCUGCUACACACCCUACUAUGUUGCCCCGGAGGUUCUGGGCCCAGAGAAAUAUGACAAGUCAUGUGACAUGUGGUCGUUGGGUGUCAUUAUGUAUAUCCUGUUGUGUGGAUAUCCUCCUUUUUAUUCAAACCAUGGCCUAGCCAUCUCUCCUGGGAUGAAGAGGAGGAUCAGGAUGGGCCAAUAUGAGUUUCCCAACCCUGAGUGGUCUGAAGUAUCAGAGGAAGCUAAACAGCUGAUUAGGACCCUCCUUAAGACUGAGCCAACACAAAGGAUGACCAUCACAGAGUUCAUGAAUCAUCCAUGGAUCAAUCAAUCGAUGGAAGUUCCCCAGACCCCACUUCACACCAGCCGGGUACUAAAGGAGGAGAAGGAUGCAUGGGAGGAUGUUAAGGAGGAAAUGACCAGUGCCUUGGCAACGAUGAGGGUCGACUAUGAGCAAAUCAAGAUCAAGACCAUUGAGGACUCGACCAAUCCACUGCUACAGAAACGGAGGAAGAAAGCCAAUAACCCCAUGCCGGACCCACAGUCUGCUGCCCACUGAAAGAUACAAGCAUGCAUGCACAUACAAACACAGGUUGUAAAAAGGAAGCAAUAAUUUGUCGACACGUGAGUCGCGUUGCAUGGAUUUUCUCAGUGUUUUAUUUUUCAUGGCAAAUCUAAUGUUUUGUAGGAGUGUUUGUUUUUAUUACUCUACCAUUUUAACAAACCCACCACUCUGCUCUGGCAGAGGGGAUGUCGAUCUGUGUUUUUACACCAGUGAAGAGAUUAUCAAUUAUAGAAAAGGAGAGGAGAGGGAAUCGGUGAGAUCUCUCUCUCCUCUCCUUUCCCAAACAUCAGGUUGUGUACUCAGAGGGGCUUGAAUGUUGGAAUAGCACAUGAAGCCUUAGCAUUAGCAGUAGUUCUCUCUCACCCCGCAACCCUGUUCUAGCUCUUGCCCCAAACCUGUGAAUGUUAAAUCAAAUGGCUAAAUCCCAAAAAUAAAAGCAAGGGAAGGUUUCAUUUACGUACAUGCAAAGUAAGCAGAUGUAUUUUGAACUGACAAGUGGAAUGUAAGGACUCUGUCCCUGACUGUCGGAAUUAGCUGGAAAUAGUGGCCCAUUUCUGGGACUUCAAGUGGGAGUGUCUGUCAGGUUCAGUUUGUCUUUGUGAAUGUCGAACAGAGGCCUAUGCACUCACAAGGGCCAUGUGCCAUUCUGACAGAGCACCUCACUCGUGGCCCCUCUCUCCUACCUUAAUCUACGCUUGUUUUUUCAGGUACAUAGUUUAUAGGGAAGAGCAGGCCGCCAUGUUUAAGAACAGGAACUGGCUCGACCUUUCUCCCGCAUGUAGCUCUUAGGAGAGUAGGAGCCAACUGAUACUGUAUUUUUUCAUGGAUUUUAUGAACAUAUUAGCAUAGGCCUUACUGAGUGUUGCUAAAGCAGCAAAUGACUUUUAACCCCUGCCUACCAUUUGGUUCAGGCUUUUAUCAAUGUUAUGCUUCCCAAUUUAUAACAUUGCCAGAUUAUAUUUCAGGUUAAUGCUAUGCAGAUGUGUUUGUCAGCUUGAAGUACUACUAGGACCUUUUCCUUAGUGUUGAUUUCUGUUUGCAAAUGUGUUGGAGAGAUGUUGGGCGACAAUAGGAAGCGUUUGUGUGUGUUCAUGUAAGCAGUAGCAGUAGCAUGCCCUGUAGGGAAUAUACGGUUCAGACAGACUGGGUGCACUCCAGAGGUCUCUCUGAAAAGAUCACUUAGAGUUACUGUUGCUUACACCAGCUCAAAAGUCAGGAGGCUCAGUGGGACAUAUCUGAUACAAUGCCAGUAUUCUCCGACACUUCCUGGAGGAUUAAUAGGAAGUAGAAAGUACUAGAGCUGUCCCUCGUCCCAGAGCAGAAUGUCUGACAAAUACCACCAGCAAGCUGUCAUCACAUUCAGACAUGGUGUGAUGGUCGGUGUCUCUUCGGUGUUCUUGUUAACGCAGCAGGACGCUUCCAGCUCACUUGGGGAUCAUUGGAAGUGAUUGUUAAUUUUUGUUGGUUUGGUCCACUUCACUUUGUAAAAUCACAUCAACAUUACCUGUCACAUCGCACCUACAAAUCUCUCACUGUAAAAAAGUGUUCAUUGAAUGUUUGUGACAAUGUUUCUCCUGUUUUUUGUUUUUUUUCCAUCCUUCUCGACACAUUUUUUUUUUGUAGUGGAAGCACAGAUGUGUCUGUUGUUUUUUUUUUGUUUUUUUCCCUGUCGUUGAGUCUGUUCAGCUCCACCUGCCGUACUUUUGUCUGCUUCAGCUUUGUAUUAAAAAACACACAAAACGCAAA